Zootermopsis nevadensis is the source of this 6135-nucleotide messenger RNA. It is a transcript of the gene FBXO11, whose product is annotated as F-box protein 11. Gene Ontology annotation, biological process: regulation of apoptotic process; ubiquitin-dependent protein catabolic process. NCBI's taxonomy places the organism in Eukaryota, Metazoa, Arthropoda, Insecta, Blattodea, Termopsidae. Gene Ontology annotation, molecular function: protein binding; zinc ion binding. The record is from RefSeq and is a predicted model, not a curated record.
UGGGUUGAUGGAAGGGUAUUCUUUGUUUAGGACAUUCUAUGGUGAAAAAUAAAGGAAAAUAUAAAAUGCCGAGUGCAUCUUUCACAUCAUCGCGUUCAUGUGUAAGGAGAUCACGAAGAAAGGGCGCUAAUAGGAUAUCACUUCCAUCACGAUCGAGUUCUGAAGAACCAUGUGAGCUGCCAUGUCAAGAACCAAAUCAAAGUAUGCCUGGAGCAGGCAGUACAACAAGCAGUUCUACUGCAACAGGUGCCUCAUCAAGUUCUGCAACCUCUACGGCUAUGGCAGCUGCUGCUACAGCAGCAUUCACUAGCAGUACUAAUACUCCUGAUGUAAAUGGAGGCAGUGGUGGCAGCACCAGUGGCAGUAGUUCUAGCCAUCAUUCACCGUAUGACCUGCGUCGGAAAUCUCCGCCCCACCAUUACGCUGCUGCUGGCACCAGUGGCACACCUGUUUCAUCAGUCUUAGCUUCCACAAAUUACUCUGCAUCAAUGCUCCCUGCUCGUAAAAGGCCACGUCGAACAUGUUCAGUCACGAGUGAAUCUUGUUCUGCUAUCUCAGCAGCUCAUUACUUGCAAUAUGAGUUGCCAGAUGAGGUUCUCCUAACUAUAUUUGGCUACUUACUGGAACAGGAUUUGUGUCGAGUGAGCCAAGUUUGUAAGCGCUUCCAAGCCAUUGCCAAUGACACUGAACUGUGGAAAAACUUAUACCAACAUGUGUAUGAGUACGACUUGCCUCUUUUCAACCCUGCACCAUGUCGCUUUGAGUUCAUGUCUCGAGAGGUCUCAGGACAUGCCAACCCUUGGAAAGAAAGUUUCCAUCAGUUGUACCGAGGUGUUCAUGUUCGGCCAGGCUACCAAGACCUGACAUUCCAGGGCCGCAAUAUUUCUUACUUCAAUACAGUGCAGGGAGCCCUUGACUAUGCGGAUGAACGUGGAACGAGCUCUGGAUCAGGUGAUGGAAGCGAUGGACAUGGUGCUCUGGUGUUUCUUCACGCUGGGACAUACCGUGGAGAGUUUCUUGUAAUAGACUCUGAUGUUGCGUUAAUUGGGGCUGCCCCAGGCAAUGUGGCGGAAUCAGUCAUCUUGGAGAGGGAAUCAGAGUCCACUGUUAUGUUUGUUGAGGGAGCCAAGCAAGCAUAUGCUGGUCAUCUCACGCUCAAAUUCUCUCCUGAUGUGACAUCCACUGUUCCACAUCAUAAGCAUUAUUGCCUGGAAGUUGGUGAAAAUUGUAGUCCAACAAUAGACCACUGCAUCAUACGUAGUACAUCAGUUGUUGGUGCUGCUGUGUGCGUAAGUGGCGUGGGAGCAAAUCCAGUAGUGAGGCAUUGUGACAUAAGUGACUGUGAGAAUGUGGGACUGUAUGUAACAGAUUAUGCACAAGGCACAUACGAAGACAAUGAGAUAAGCCGCAACGCUCUGGCAGGAAUCUGGGUCAAGAACUUUGCCAACCCCAUUAUGAGGAGGAAUCACAUUCAUCAUGGUAGAGAUGUGGGCAUCUUCACCUUUGAUAAUGGACUGGGCUACUUUGAAGCCAAUGACAUUCACAACAACCGAAUUGCUGGCUUUGAAGUGAAAGCAGGUGCCAACCCUACAGUUGUGCACUGUGAAAUUCAUCAUGGGCAGACAGGUGGUAUAUAUGUUCAUGAAAAUGGCUUGGGUCAGUUCAUUGACAACAAGAUUCAUUCUAAUAAUUUUGCUGGAGUGUGGAUUACUUCAAAUAGCAAUCCUACCAUUCGACGCAAUGAGAUAUACAAUGGCCAUCAAGGUGGAGUGUAUAUAUUUGGAGAAGGGCGGGGACUAAUUGAACAUAAUAAUAUUUAUGGAAAUGCAUUAGCAGGAAUACAGAUUAGAACAAACAGUGAUCCAAUUGUGCGUCACAACAAGAUCCACCACGGUCAGCAUGGUGGUAUUUAUGUACAUGAAAAGGGCCAAGGUCUAAUAGAAGAAAAUGAAGUAUAUGCCAACACACUAGCUGGUGUAUGGAUUACUACUGGUAGCACGCCUGUCCUGCGGCGAAAUCGGAUCCAUUCAGGAAAGCAGGUUGGCGUAUAUUUCUAUGAUAAUGGACAUGGGAAACUGGAAGAUAAUGACAUCUUCAAUCAUCUGUAUUCUGGUGUUCAAAUAAGAACUGGCAGCAAUCCAAUAAUCAGAGGUAAUAAAAUUUGGGGCGGUCAGAAUGGUGGCGUCUUGGUCUAUAAUGGCGGCUUGGGACUCCUUGAGCAGAAUGAGAUCUUUGACAAUGCAAUGGCAGGUGUUUGGAUCAAAACAGAUUCUAAUCCAACACUUAAACGGAACAAAAUUUUUGAUGGCAGGGAUGGAGGUAUAUGUAUCUUCAAUGGUGGCAAAGGUAUCUUGGAAGAGAACGACAUCUUCCGUAAUGCACAGGCUGGAGUUCUUAUAUCUACACAGAGUCAUCCCAUUCUCAGGCGGAACCGGAUAUUUGAUGGACUAGCAGCAGGAGUAGAAAUUACUAAUAACGCCACUGCAACAUUAGAAGUGAACCAGAUAUUUAAUAAUCGUUUUGGAGGACUUUGUCUUGCAAGUGGUGUCCAGCCCAUUGUUACAGAUAACAAGAUUUUUAAUAAUCAAGAUGCAGUAGAAAAGGCAGUUGCCAAUGGGCAGUGUUUGUACAAGAUCUCCAGCUACACCUCAUUUCCAAUGCAUGACUUUUAUCGAUGUCAGACAUGCAACACAACAGAUCGCAAUGCCAUUUGUGUCAACUGUAUUAAAACCUGCCAUGCUGGACAUGAAGUUGAAUUCAUCAGACAUGAUAGGUUUUUCUGUGACUGUGGUGCUGGUACACUAACAAAUCAGUGUCAGCUUCAGGGCGAGCCAACACAAGACACAGAUACCUUGUAUGAUUCAGCAGCUCCUAUGGAGUCACAUACCCUCAUGGUCAAUUAAGUUAUCAUUUUUCAUGCUGACAGGCAGCAAGUUCUGCUUAAGUGAGUGUGUCUACAAGUAGUUCCCUGCAGUGGGGAAAAACAUUGUUCCUUGACCACUUGUGCAUGGAUGUGAGGAUGCCUAAUUACCUCGAAUUACACCAGUCCCCUCAUAAAGCAAGGCCUACACACAUAAUGUGCUAGAUCCCAGUGAUUGAAGAGACAAGAAUGUAAUUGAAUCUCUUUAUUUUUAUUAUUAUUAUUAUUUCCUUUUGAUUGAUAUACAUACAGAUAUAAAUUAAUGGUCUUGAAUGUGUUGUGAAAAAUUUGUAAUGAUCGUGUUCUUUUUUCUGCAUAUAUUGUUCAGGCCAUUGAAUGAAUGUGCUAUUUGUGUGUAUGUUGGUAUGCAUGCAUGUGUAUGACAGUAUCAUUGUAAAUAUACAUAAAUAUAACUGUUUACUGUAACCAGUAAGAAAAUUGCGAAGUCGGAUAUUCAGCCCUGUGCUGCAAAUGUUUGAAAGGAAAAGUGAAACCCACACGUAUUCACCUUGUAUAUUGUUCCAGUGGUGCCAGAGAAAACAUGAUCUGGAGUUCUUGCCAAAUCAAAAUGGUAUGCAGCUAUAGUAUUCCAUGCCAUGUUUCUUGAGGCUGUUUUUACAUUUGUAUUCAGUUUCACUUUUUUUUUUGUAUAUAUCCUAUAGUGGAGUGUCUGUAUUAAUACAGUUACUGCCCUCGUGCUUUAUAUAUAAUGUGAAAUCAAAUUUAAAAGUGUGAGGCCAGAGUGUUUGUGUGUGGGUCUUUAAGAAUGCCCAGACACUGAGCCAAGCCAUAACAUUUGCAUUUUGCAUAUCCUUGAAUAAGAUUUUAUGUGUGACUGGGUCAUAUUGUCAAGCUAAUGAUGUUGGAGUUAGCCAACUUUUUUAAAGAUCUGUUCUGUCAUACAAGACUGUUGAUUUAUUUUGUGUUCCCUUCAUAUGUAAAUAGACUUAAAUGUGUUUGUGCUGUUUUUGAGCAGAAAUUUCUAAGUGUAAACUUCGUGCUAUGUCGUAAAUUUUCAUUGUAUUUUUGAAAGGUAUUACAUAUUAAUGUUGGUAUAUCUAUGAAUUUUUAGUUAAAGAAAAUACACUAACAUUUUGAGAGUGAAGUAAAUAUAUGAGUAUGUUUUGAGAUUUCUUUUGUACAAAGCUGAGAAGAAAACAUUGACUGAGGUCGUGAGUCAUGUCGGAGGUGUGCCAAUCACACGGUGGUUGAAGUUCGUCUGUUAUAAUUAUUACCAUCUCAAAUACUGGAAAAUGUUUAAAAUUAAAUGAAUUUUUAAAAUAACAUCUAUAGCUAUUUUUACAUAGUCCAUCCAGUUUCCAAGUGCUGUAUAGAUGGAUGAGAAGUAGGUGUUUGGUGAUCUUACACUGACAGUAAAACUACCUUCUCCAAGUGCCAUAAAAAUAUUUCUAAAACAUGGUUUAAUAUUGAGUGUAAUGAAUGCAUUGCUGUUCGUUCCACUACACAACCAGUGUUACUUGGACAAACAAGACUGUGCAGGAUGUGACAUGUGGAGGUGUAAGUUGUUUGGUAGAGUGCACUUGUUAUGCUAGUGAAAUACGCUCUCGAUUCUCUGGUAUGUUAUGUUUGACAUGUUCCAAUUUCUGCCUGUAUGUAACAUUCUUCCAUUUUAUUACCUCCUUCCCCAACAAAUCACUUUUAAAAAUUGCCAAGUACUAUAAUGGUAUUGCACUUCAUUACAUUAUUCAGCUGUGGUAGUACUAGGCAUUGUCUUUUGACAGAAGCAUCAAAUCUGUGAGUUUAAUUAUUCAUGUACCACAAACUUGUAGUUAUGCACUUGUGCUGUAUACAUAUUAGAAAUAUACGCAAGUAUAAAGUACUAUAACACAUCAUUGCUUUCAUUGUUUCACAUAUUGAUAUGGUGGAACAUCAUAAAUAUAGGUCCAAUGUUGGCAAGCCAUUGACAUGAGCAUGAGAGAGAUUCUGUAUCUGGUGAGUCUGGUGCAAUGAAACUAAAGCCAGAUGUGUAAAUAUAUAUAUAUGUUCUGUAGACAAGAGUGUCUGUGUCACCAUUCAUAGUCCAGCUUCUUGACUACACGACCAGAGCAUUGAAAGUUUGUUUCUUCAUGGAGUAGAGACCAGGAUUGCUUUGUUUCCAUUAAUGUCAUGUUUACUUGAAUGUCUUCAAAUACAAAUUUUCAUAUUAUAGACAAAACAGAUUAUUGAUAUAGAAAUACAAAGUAAUGUGCGUUUCUUAAUAGGUAAGUAGCUUCUUAAGCACAUUUUUUGGAAAAUUAAUAUUAUACAUGCAUUUCUGUUGUUGUUAAAGCAGCAAUUGGAGCUGUUGUUUGAGGUUUUCUAUUUAAUUUUAGUGAUGAAAUGCAUGCAUUUAAGUACAGGAUGGUGUUUAUUAAUGGUGUGAAGCAGUACUUAUAAGAUUGCAGUAUUUGUCUGUAUAGUCAGUGCAGUUCAACAUGUAUUAUUUGUUAAGCUGUAAAGCUCCUCUGCUGUUGUGUUCAUUGUGGACUGUCCUGCCUGAAAAGCAGGAAUUUCCACCAUUGCCACCUGGAAAGAGGUCAUAAAGGUCAAACAACCAUAACUGAAGUCACUGGAAGGUAAUGUAGUAGACCCUAAGCUUUUUAUCUUACAAGUACCUUGAAACGCAUUUUCAACUCAUAUAGUACAAGCAAUCACAGAUGCAUAUAAUCAGGUAACCAGGCACAGAUGUUAGGGUGAAGGGACUAAGCACACUCUGUGAAAGAACUUGCAGUCACUGGUGUCUACACAGUUUUUCCUGCUGGUGUGUGCACCGUAGGUGUCAUCAGCAUUAAGGACUGCUGAAUUGUAGUCAAAAUAAAAACUGGAUUCCCAAUAAGAUUUUCUUGUCUAAUUGUCGAUGAGUAGCUCAAAAUGUAGGCCAUUGACUCUUAAGAUUUACCUUAACAGUACAUUAAAGGAUUUUUUAUCUUUUUAUUAAAUGUCAAUCUGGAAAAUCCAAAUAUAAUAUUACAUUCUGAUACCUGUUCUCAGAAAUGUACUGCUUAGUAAACUGCCUCUCACAUUUGCAGAUUAGUUAUAGAGAAAAGUUCUGAAAUACCAGUAGUUGGAAGUCAGGGCAUGCUUACACUUACAUCAAAAAGUGUUCAGUGUGUUUUACAUUGAUUACAGACAAAUUUAAUUUAUUAACUGAAUGGAUAUUAUUGUUAACCUACAUAUUAAAUCUUUGUGCAUGUUAAUAAAAGUGCAGGAACUGA